Phaedon cochleariae (mustard beetle) is the source of this 919-nucleotide messenger RNA. NCBI's taxonomy places the organism in Eukaryota, Metazoa, Arthropoda, Insecta, Coleoptera, Chrysomelidae. The record is from the annotation of a GenBank genome assembly.
UGUCAGUCUAGGUAAUGUGUCAUGUGCCAUAUGUGUGACUUGUAAAUGUAAGUAAAUACAAUGUUUAUUUUUUAACUUUUUGAAAUUUAUUGAUUGAUCUCGUUUUGUAUUGUACUACUAAAUAAAAAUGUCGUUGAAUGAAAGUGUCCAAGAAGAACUAGAAGUUUUAGAAGCUAUUUUGAUGGAUGAUAUUACCAUAUCCUAUGAUGAGAAGAAUCGCCCAGAGAUAGUAAAAACUACUAUAUUUCCUUCUACUGCUGAUGAAGUGGAUAAACAGUAUGUUUGUGUUACAUUAGAAGUCAACCUUCCUGAAACCUAUCCAGAUUGUGAACCUUCAGUUCAAUUGAAAAAUCCUAGAGGCUUGGAUGAGUCCACAAUCAACAAUAUACAAAAAGCCAUUAAAGACAAAUGUAUGGAAUUUUUAGGGCAACCUGUUAUCUAUGAACUCAUAGAAUUGAUUAGAGAAAGCCUAACUGAGAGCAACUUGCCGACCUGUCAAUGUGCAGUAUGUUUGUAUGGGUUUUCAGAAGGAGAUAUCUUCACUAAAACCACAUGUUUUCACUAUUUUCAUUCCUAUUGUCUGGCAAACCAUCUUGUCAUCACCAAAAGACUCUUUCAAGAAGAACAAGACAAGUUACCUGCCUGGCAAAAGUCUGUCAAAGAAUUUCAGGCAAGCUGUCCAGUUUGCAGAGAAAGCAUAAGCUGUGAUGUAGAAGAACUCAAAUCUGCUCUUCCACCCAAAGAUCUAGAGAGUGCUCAACAUUUCCAAGUCACCAGUGAUCUGAAAAAGUUGCAGGAAGAUAUGAGACAGCUUUUCAUUUAUCAAAAAAACAAGGGGGGAAUCAUUGAUAUUGAGGCUGAAGAAAAUAAGUUGUUACUCAUAACUGCAGGUGAUGGUGAUAGUGUUGAGGUCAGUUGA